AUGUCUAAGCCAGUGUCUCCCCAAGAGCCGGAACAGCUGCGGAAACUCUUCAUCGGAGGACUGAGCUUUGAAACAACUGAUGCAAGUCUGAGAAGCCAUUUUGAAAAAUGGGGAACACUCACAGACUGUGUGGUAAUGAGAAAUCCCAAGACCAAGCGCUCCCGAGGCUUUGGGUUUGUCACAUUCAGCACCAUCGGUGCAGUGGAUGCAGUCAUGAAUGCAAGGCCACACAAGGUGGAUGGAAGAUAUGUGGAACCAAAGAGAGCUAUCUCGAGAGAAGAUUCUCAAAUGCCUGGUGCCCAUCUUACUGUGAGAAAGAUUUUUGUUGGUGGCAUCAAAGAAGACAUCAAUGAGCGGCACCUGAGAGAGUAUUUUCAGCGCUUUGGGAACAUUGAGAUGAUUGAAAUUAUAACUGAUCAAGACAGUGGAAAGAGGAGAGGCUUUGCUUUUGUGACUUUUGAUGACCAUGAUUCUGCAGACAAAAGUGUCAUUCAGAAAUUCCAUGUUGUGAAUGGCCACAACUGUGAGAUAAAAAAAGCCUUGUCUAAGCAAGAGAUGGCCAAGGGUUACCAAAGGGGCCAACGUGGCUAUGGAAUCUUUGGUGGAGGUCAUAGAGGUGCUUUUGGUGGGAAUGCCAGCUUUCUUUAUGGAGGAGGCAUCAGUGGGCAAGGUGCUUUUGGUGGCAGCUCAGGACAAGGUGCUUUCGGUGGCAACAUAGGGCAAAGUGCCUUUCGUGGCAACAUAGGUGGUGGUGGAUAUGGUAACAGUGCGUUUGAAUAUCAUGGAUUUGGUGAUGACAGAAGCAAUUUUCUAGGUGGUGGAAGUUACAGUAAUUUUGGCAAUUACAGCACUCCAUAUUCACAUUUUGGGCCUGUGAAGAGAGGAAACUAUGGAGGCCCAUUUUUAGGCCCUUAUGGCGGUAUUGGCCAAUAUUUUGUCAAACCACAAAUCAGAGGUCAUUAUCGUGGUCACAGAAGUGGCAGAAAGUUUUAUUUUCCAGGAAGGCUUAGGCGAGAAAUGCCACAGAAAUGAAAGGGAAGCUACAGAUUAUCACAGACCUGUGAACUCAGCCAAACACAGUGGUGGCAAGAUUUAGUUACUACAAAGAAGGCAUGUUUUAGACAUUACUAUUGUGAAUGAUAAAAAUUCCAGAACAGUAUUUUGCUAAUUAUAUAACUGGUCAUUU
This is a messenger RNA of Sorex fumeus (smoky shrew), 1186 nucleotides long. Its product is annotated as heterogeneous nuclear ribonucleoprotein A1-like. Bases 1 to 1032 code for a protein of 343 amino acids. The transcript has a single exon. The record is from RefSeq and is a predicted model, not a curated record. NCBI's taxonomy places the organism in Eukaryota, Metazoa, Chordata, Mammalia, Eulipotyphla, Soricidae. Gene Ontology annotation, molecular function: RNA binding.